Messenger RNA from Acaromyces ingoldii, 773 nucleotides. RefSeq lists its product as hypothetical. The record is from RefSeq and is a predicted model, not a curated record. Lineage: Eukaryota; Fungi; Basidiomycota; Exobasidiomycetes; Exobasidiales; Cryptobasidiaceae. The transcript has a single exon. Gene Ontology annotation, cellular component: nucleolus. Gene Ontology annotation, molecular function: double-stranded RNA binding; protein kinase binding; protein kinase inhibitor activity. Bases 77 to 709 code for a protein of 210 amino acids. Gene Ontology annotation, biological process: negative regulation of protein kinase activity.
CGCGUCUCUCUGGUUUCCAAUCCAUCCAACCUUCGUCGAGUCACUUUGCCCGUCUACACCGCCCAGGCUGCACACGAUGUCUGCCUCUCCUCGACCGGCACCCAUUGCUGGCGGCAGCGCCUCGCCCGAACCGGCGCAACGUAAGCGGCACAACUUGACGCCGGUCGAGCAGCAAGCACUAGCCCUCGCCCGGCUCCAGGCGUCGUCCAAGGAAGUCGUCAUCCCGCCCGCGUCGUCGUCGUCGGCCAAGAAGCAGCUGCGGCCGCCGCGCGAGAUGAUGAAAAAUGUCAGCGGGAGCAGCGCCGGGGCGGGCUCGGGCGAGUUCCACGUAUACAAGCACAGCAGGCGGCGCGAGUACGAGCGCAUUCGGCUGAUGGAGGACGAGGCAAAGGAGGAGCAGGAAAGGAGGGAGUUUGAGCAGCGAAAGAGGGAGCGCGAGAAGGAGCUCGAGGGCAAGACGAGCAAGAACAGGGCCAAGAGGGACAAGAAGAAGCAGCGGAAAAUGCAGGUCAAGGGCCCUGCGCCAGGUCAGAACGAGGCAGCGGGUGCCGGAAAGGAGGAGCAAGACGGCGACCACGACGACGGGGAAGCGGCGGCCAAGAAGAGGCGCAUCGCCAGCGCAGGGGCAGCGGGCGCCAGCGAGCUCAUCUUCCGAAAGAGAGAUUCAGACGACGAGGAAGAGGACGAAGACGAAGAGGCAGACGCAUGACAUAGAGAAUGUUACAAAUAGGAUGAUUGAUUGUUCUGUUGUCAUGUUUAUUUGUGAAAGGGUA